GUCUAUUCCUGGAGCUACAUGUCGCAAGUAGUAGGUCUGGGAGGUAGACUUGUCGCAUCUCCAUUCAGGCCUUUACGCCGCUGAUGCCUGCCAGUGUUCCUGGAGACUGCAAUUUACUGCGAUCUCUCAGUGUCAGUGCGCAGACUCUCAGGCUUAUCGGCCCAACCUGACUCACUAGCGGCCCGGGUCGAUUCAUUCACAUUGCGACUCCUCCGUCAUGCCAGUGCUGUGCUCUACGCUCUGUUCUCAUCUACUUUUCUCCCCAGGAUGCGCUGGGCAACAAGGCUUGCCAUCUUGAGUCUCGCACUGAUAGUUGAUGCAUUGGUAGUCAAUGCAUCUCAACAGCAGCUUCUCACAGUACCCGCUAGCGUGGACCAGUCAUGGUCAUCCCGACCAUGGGACGAGCGGCCGAACGAGGAUGCGACGGGCAACCUCAUCUUCCAGUCCUUGGCUGGUCUAAUGCAGAUGAAGGCGAACUCGAAGCACCCGCGAGGGCAUGCCAUCGUCCGCACAACCAUCCCUCUGGGCACGCUGCUCUACCACGGCCGGCCAAAGACAGAGUCCCCCGCCCAGGAUUGGAUCGCCUUCGACCCUGAGCACUCGAUCAUCUUCGCGAGAGGCCCGAAUGGCACCCUGUUCACCUUCAAGACUACGCGCGAACUCACGCUUCUUUACUUUGACGGGUGCAGCGCCAACAAAGUCGAGGGCGUUGUCGAUACGCAGGACUUACUCUUCUUCGGCGAGCUCAAGCACAAGCAUCAGGGCUGGUGGGGUGAGCUAGAGCGUAUCAAGGACGGAUGCGCGUGGGGGAAGCAGUAUGGAGUUGAUGGAUUCAUCAGGAUGGAAUUCGACUUCGAAAUCAUGUAUUGUGACUUCUCAGACGGUCUGGAGCUCGUCUCCGCUGUGCCAGCGAUCAGCGGUUACUUAAACCUUCCUCAUCCUCCGGGAAAACCAGACUACGUUGCUCCUCCCGAAACGGAGCCUCGGAAUUCUAGCUACGACUCCUCCAGACAUAAUAGCUCAGAUCCAGAAGCCACUUUCCAUGGCCUACGCAGAACAGAAUACCAAGAUGACAGUCUAGAAGCACCCGACAGCCUGGGUCUGGCGGGCCUCCCUCCGCUAAUCCCGCCUCCUGGCUGGAAAGGUACCCUACCCUUCACCGGCUGGGAAGCCAAACGCGCCGGGACGUGGCACAACAACUUCCCCGGCGAGUUGCGCGCGCACCCCGACCCCUCCACGCUCAUCACCUUCUUCGACCCAUCCCUAACCUCGCUUGUCGAGGCGCGGCGCUCCUUGACGCGAAACGAGUACAAUGCCGGGAAUGCCUCUCGCGAGGACGUCGCCCGCGUGCGCGCAGACGUCGCUGAGAUGGCCGCGCGUGAACCAGGAGCCAGAAGCGGUGUGGACUGGGUAGACCUCGCGCGCGUCAUCGAGGACAGGUUCGCGGAUAGGCUGCCGUAUCUGCAGUACCUGCUGCACCAGUCGGUGGUGAACGCGUCGGCGCAGGCGGCUGCGGUGCGCAAGCAGCUCAUUGUGUCGCUCGUCCCGUACAUGCACCGCGGCGCCAUCGGCACGCUGGAAUGGUUCGCGGACAUCGCGCACGGGUGCGCGGCGCGGUUCACGGAAAGCUUGCCUGUGUCGAAGUUUACAAAGCAGGAGUAUUUGCUGUACCGCGCUGUGGAGGAGGUGCUCCACGAGAUCUGCAGAGUAUAUAUUGGGGCGUGGGUGGAUGCGUUUGACGUGGAGGCCAAGGACGCGGAGGUCGCAGCGCGCUUGCUAGGGAAGUGGAGCGGCGAGUUCGACGCGUUGACCGAGUGGUUGGAUUGGCCUGUGUGGAUACAGUGUCAUCCCGCUUGCGGAGUGAAUGAGUAUUGUUAUGUACCGCAGGGUACACCCUGGAACCAUAUGGAUGACCACGAGCCGCGGUGUCUACCAUUAGAGGACGAGAGAUUUUGAUGUUCAUUUGCUAAUUUGCGGUCGCUCCGUUAGGAAGAUCGCUGCGCGUUAUUAAGUUACUUACUAUAGUACUGUCCGUUGAGUGCUCGAAGGACUACACUGGGUUGAAUGAGAGCAGCGGCGCGUGCGCUGUGCGCAAACCAGAUGCGAAGGACUUGACACCGAGGUAUUAGGCACGUCCAACCAACUUCUCCUGCAAGACGAUAGCAGUAUGAAGAUGCGACACGGGUGAUCCUUUCAUCUGUCCAAACUACGUGUAUGUAUAGUCUCAGGCUUGAUCCGAAUUGUAUCGUGAUACCAGUAGCCCGG
Molecule: messenger RNA, 2265 nt
Organism: Fomitopsis serialis
Lineage: Eukaryota; Fungi; Basidiomycota; Agaricomycetes; Polyporales; Fomitopsidaceae
Exons: 5
Coding region: 268-1956 (562 amino acids)
Source: RefSeq, a predicted model, not a curated record